AUGUUCGGGAGCCUGCUCAGAAAUUCAGGGCCAAGGCUCAGCUUGGGUUCAGCCCUUGCAUCGCGAAUUUUGACUAGAACCUCGAUUGCACGGCCUUCACUCUUUUCUAGGUGGUCAUCUCCAGCAAGAGCCAAAAAUGUCCAAGUAAGUAGAGGGCUUUUCACUGGAACAACCUUGAGACAGGCUGCUGCAACUAUAAAGAAACAGCCUGCCAAAAAUCUCUUGAACUCUUCAAAAAGCGUGGGCUAUUGGCUUGUGGGUACAUCGGGCCUUGUAUUCGGGAUAGUUGUGUUGGGUGGUCUUACGAGAUUAACAGAAUCAGGACUUAGUAUAACUGAGUGGAAACCUGUUACAGGUACCCUACCGCCAAUGAAUGAACAAGAAUGGCUGGAGGAGUUUGCGAAGUAUCGGGAGUCUCCUGAGUUUCAGCAACUUAACUCACACAUCGAUCUAGACGAGUUCAAAUUUAUCUUCUUUAUGGAGUGGGUGCAUAGAUUAUGGGGUCGCGCCAUUGGUUUAGUCUUUGUCCUCCCUGCAGUUUAUUUCGCAGCCGCUAGGAAGACUUCUCCACGUGUCAACAGAAGAAUCUUCUCACUGUCACUUCUUCUUGGCCUACAAGGAUUUAUCGGGUGGUGGAUGGUCAAGUCUGGACUUGACAAAGAACAACUCAAAGAAAGGAAUUCAAAGCCCACAGUCUCUCAGUAUAGACUAACGACUCAUCUGGGCACAGCGUUUUUACUCUACAUGGGUAUGCUAUGGACUGGAAUAGAGAUUUUGAAGGAAGCUAAGUGGAUCAAGAACCCAGCAAAGGCUCUCGGCGUGUUUGCCAAACUUGAUAAUCCCGCAGUUACUCCUUUGCGUAGGAGCGCCCUGGGACUUUUGGCUUUGACUUUUGUUACAGCGAUGACGGGUGGGCUUGUUGCUGGCUUAGACGCUGGUUUAAUCUACAACACUUUCCCCCAUAUGGGAGACGACUGGAUUCCUAGCAAGAGAGAAUUACUUGACCCUAACUUUGCUAGAAAAGACGACGAUAGCGACCUACUUUGGAGAAACAUGUUAGAGAAUCCAACCACAGUGCAGCUCAACCAUAGGAUUUUUGCCACGAUUACUUUCUUCAGUGUGUUUGGCAUGCACAUGUGGUGUAACAGGAUGAAGCACGUUUUGCCUAAAAACGCUAUCAAGUCCAUGCACUCUAUGAUGGGCGUUGCAACUCUUCAAGUGGCACUGGGAAUAUUCACCCUGUUAUACUUGGUGCCAGUCUCAUUAGGCUCCCUUCAUCAAGCCGGAGCCAUUGCAUUGCUGACUAACGCGCUCGUUUUCGCAUCUCAGUUGCGUAAACCUAGAGUGCCCAUGAGAAUUUUGGUUGGGGGGCUUUCCACGAAGGCGAAUUCAAAUGCGGGAAGCAAAAUUUUGACCGAAGCAUCCAGAUUGGCAAAAUGA
Molecule: messenger RNA, 1440 nt
Organism: Lachancea thermotolerans CBS 6340
Lineage: Eukaryota; Fungi; Ascomycota; Saccharomycetes; Saccharomycetales; Saccharomycetaceae
Gene: COX15
Product: Cox15p
Exons: 1
Coding region: 1-1440 (479 amino acids)
Biological process (GO): heme A biosynthetic process
Cellular component (GO): mitochondrial inner membrane
Molecular function (GO): oxidoreductase activity, acting on NAD(P)H, heme protein as acceptor
Source: RefSeq, a predicted model, not a curated record